Homarus americanus (American lobster) is the source of this 2180-nucleotide messenger RNA. RefSeq names its product probable secreted beta-glucosidase adg3. The record is from RefSeq and is a predicted model, not a curated record. Gene Ontology annotation, cellular component: chitin-based extracellular matrix. Lineage: Eukaryota; Metazoa; Arthropoda; Malacostraca; Decapoda; Nephropidae. The transcript has 2 exons. The coding region runs from base 68 to 1831 and encodes 587 amino acids. Gene Ontology annotation, molecular function: structural constituent of chitin-based larval cuticle.
UAGGCGGCCACCACUCUGUCACCAACCCCACGACCUCACCACCGCCGCCGCCGUUGUCUUCCCCACCAUGGUCUCCUGGACUAGCUUGGCGCUGUUGUCCGCAUUAGCGGUUAGCGCGCUGAGUUUGCCUCGGCCCGACGAAAGUGCCUACAAAAUUCCACAAGUAGGCACCGGAAGACGCUCCCAGUACUACGUGCUUCAUGACGACGGAACUUAUAAGUAUGGCUUCGACACCGGUGAAGGGGCCUUUGAAAGUGCUAAGCUCAAGUAUGCCGGCCGCUUGGAUGGAGAGUUCGGUUAUAGGGAUCCUGAUGGCAAUAAUAUCCGUGUCCAGUACGAAGCUGGUGAAGGCGGCUUCAACCCCAGGGGUGACCAUCUGCCUGCCACGCACCCUGACUUUGAUGCAGCCCAUGCAGCUGCUCGCUCUCGUCCUCCCUUUGUAGAUUCUCUCGCGAAUACAAACACCGACGCUUCCUAUGGCUUCCAGUUCUCAGAAGAUGGACUUUCACGCAGUGAGCAGAGUGACUCGGAUGGCAAUGUGCGUGGCUCAUACACCUAUACAGAUGAAGAAGGUCGCACACGAUCCUACUCGUAUACUGCCGGUCGUGGUAUUGGUUUUGUCGUUGAGGGCGACGAUCUCCCACAAGCAGCCGAUGCUCCUGGAUCCACUCCAGCUGCAACACGACUUUCUUCUGGUGCUGGUAGAUUCUCCUCACAAAGUUAUGGCACUGCCGGGAUAGCGGCUGUCAGAACUACACCUACCUUUGGAGUACCCACCGUAAGAGCACGUCCUGCUACAAGCUCCGUCAGUUCCACUUCUAGAUUCGGUUCAGGAAGUAUUGGAUCACACACUUCUUCUAUCCUUCGCACACCCACGUCCUCCUUCACAGCUGCUACCCCUCGUCGCACUGGCUUUACAAGAACACCAACUCAGUAUAGCUCCCCGUCUUCACGUCCCUCAGCACGGCCAUACACCGGUCAAUUCGAACCUGCCAAUACUCGCAGUCAAGUGUCGCCUGACGGGGGUUACGCCUUUGCCUACGAGACGUCCAGUCACUCUCAAGCAGAAUCAGGUGACAGAGACAACAACGUGGCAGGAAAUUUUGAAUUUGUUGCCGAAGAUGACGGACAGCGACGAGCUAUUAAAUAUGAAGCGGGAUCCCGUACAGGAUUUAUAGCAGAAGGUCCUCACAUUCCUGUAGGACCCGAGGUUCCAGGAGCACCCUCCGGUCAACCUACAGGUAGAAUCGUCCCUGUUCAAGAGGUCCCCUUCGUCGACCCUCUAGCUGACUCCAUCGCUGAUGCCUCCUAUAACUUCGCCUUUGACUCGGAGCAAUAUUCACGCUCAGAGAGCGCAGACGCCGACGGCAACGUCCGUGGCACUUACACAGUGGUGGACGAUGACGGCACUCGACGCACUUACCAAUUCCAAGCAGGUGAGGGCAUCGGCUUUGAAACUGAGGAAGUGUCAACUUCACGUGGUCCUCCUCCAUCUCGGCCUACUUCAGCUUCCAUUGGUUCAACCUCAUUCACUAGCGCAGGAUCAGCAGCUUCUACUACUCAGGGCACAGCUUCUCUUGGUUUUCAAACUUACUCUGGUACAUCAGUAAGACGACCCAGUUCUCAGUCGUCAACACUACACCGACCAUCCGUUUCAUCUACAGUUAAACCAUCUUCCUCCUUCUCAUCUCCUCCAGCAACUGGAGCACGAGUAAGGAGCACCUUUACACCUACCUCGACACGUGAAGUGUUCCCGGGCUUCCAGCUGCGUCAGUAUGGUGUUUCAGAUAACCCUGAGAAGUUUGGUUAUGUCUUGACUUUUGAUAAAUAAAGCAAACUUUGAAGAUGCCGAGAUGUCUACCGUAGUACUGUUAUCUAGUAUUUGCAAGAACAGACGCACUCACACCCACGCAUCUACACUUAUAAAAGUACAUUUAUACAUAUGUAUACUUGAACAUGACAGCUACCGGCCUCAAGACUCAUACAAGCUACGGUGACGGGAACACGCAGAUCUGCUGGUCACUCCCCACAUGUAACAUUAUCCACAACGACAUCAUCGAUUAUACACUAAGCUUGUACCUAUUAUGUUAAGUCAAAAACCAUACCAAAAUGUUGCAAAGACACUAACAUUCUUGUUUAGUUUUUGUUAAUCUACAAUAGCAAUAAAGUAUUGAAGCUGA